GUGGAAUUAAGUUUAAUGACGUCAAACCCAAUCCGUACUAGGCAAGGUUCACGUGCUGGUGCCAGUGAGUAUCUGGUACCGGGCUGUCUACGUCAUUCAGCCUGUAGGAGUUUGACGGAGAGCUUGCUGAUGCAGCUGCUACUGUUCGUUGGAUUUCUUGGGGUCAUAGCGCACUCUGUGUCCACACAAGAAGACAUUUCAAGAAGAGUCGAGUGUAACCCUGAUGAGUCCCAAACAUGCGGCCAAGACGAGUGCUGCAUAGCCAGGAAGAAUAUUGGUGGCGUGAUAAAGCAUGUAUGCUAUCCCAAGGGCAAAAAUGUGAAUGAUCUCUGUGAUCCCGACGGCCGACAGAAGUGUUCGUCCUGUGCGUCUGGCUUAGUUUGCCGUUCGAUACGCUCUAACAGCAGAGGGUAUCAUUACUGUGUCAGAGAAGAAGAAGAAGAAGAAGGCCGCGUUAAGCGUCCGGCAAAUCAAGGCAGUGAAGGAAAAUUAACACUAUCUGAUGGCAAGGGUAGUCGCAAAGAGGAAGACAGCAAGCGAAGACCGUUAGGUCAACCAAAGGGACCACCCCAAGGACGGCAAGGCCCAAGGCGUGGAUUUCCUGCCGGUCGUGGCAAACCACCGAUGCGACCUGACCCAUCCGGUUUACAACGCCCUGUAAAUGAUAAUAAAAGGAGACCUGGUGAUGACACACGCGGUGAAACACGGUCGCCCAUGAAUAACCUCAAACAAUUAAAUGCGACUUCGGACGAUCGUAAUGAUAGCAGAAUACCGUUACACAACAAAUUUGGUGGCAGUGAUGACCGCAGACAGAUGAAUAGAACCUCUGACCGCCGCGAUGAUGACAGAAGACCAUUCAUGAGCAGAUCUGGCGACCGUGAUGAUGAAAGAAAACCAUUCAGAGGCAGAUUUAGAGACAGCAAUGAUCGCAAACAAAUGAAUGAAACUUCUGGUGAUCGCGCUGAUGACAGAAGACCACGCAAGGGAAGAUUUGGUGACAAUGAUGACCAAAGACAAAUGAAUGUCAGCUCUGGUGACCGCGAUGAUGACAGAAGACCAUUCAUGAGAAGAUUUGGUAAUCAUGAUGAUAACAGAAGGCCAUUCUACAGGAGAUUUGGUGACAGAAGACCAUCCAUGAGAAGAUUUGGUGACCGUGAUAAUGACAGAAGACCAUCCAUGAGAAGAUUUGGUGACCGUGAUGAUGACAGAAGACCGUCCAUGAGAAGAUUUGGUGACCGUGAUGAUGACAGAAGACCAUCCAUGAGCAGAUUUGGUGACCGUGAUGAUGACAGAAGACCGUCCAUGAGAAGAUUUGGUGACCGUGAUGAUGACAGAAGACCAUCCAUGAGAAGAUUUGGUGACCGUGAUGAUGACAGAAGACCAUCUAUGAGCAGGUUUGGUGACCGUGAUGAUGACAGAAGACCAUCUAUGAGCAGGUUUGGUGAUCGUGAUGAUGACAGAAGACCAUCUAUGAGAAGAUUUGGUGACCGUGAUGAUGACAGAAGACCAUCUAUGAGCAGGUUUGGUGAUCGUGAUGAUGACAGAAGACCAUCCAUGAGAAGAUUUGGUGACCGUGAUGAUGACAGAAGACCAUCUAUGAGCAGGUUUGGUGAUCGUGAUGAUGACAGAAGACCAUCUAUGAGAAGAUUUGGUGACCGUGAUGAUGACAGAAGACCAUCUAUGAGCAGGUUUGGUGACCGUGAUGACAGAAGACCGUCCAUGAGAAGAUUUGGUGACCGUGAUGAUGACAGAAGACCAUCCACGAGAAGAUUUGGUGACCGUGAUGAUGACAGAAGACCGUCCAUGAGAAGAUUUGGUGACCGUGAUGAUGACAGAAGACCAUCUAUGAGCAGGUUUGGUGACCGUGAUGAUGACAGAAGACCAUCCAUGAGAAGAUUUGGUGACCGUGAUGAUGACAGAAGACCAUCUAUGAGCAGGUUUGGUGACCGUGAUGACAGAAGACCGUCCAUGAGAAGAUUUGGUGACAAUGAUGACCAAAGGCAAAGGAAUGUCAGCUCUGGUGACCGUGAUGAUGACAGAAGACCAUCUAUGAGCAGGUUUGGUGACCGUGAUGACAGAAGACCAUCCAUGAGAAGAUUUGGUGACAAUGAUGACCAAAGGCAAAGGAAUGUCAGCUCUGGUGACCGUGAUGAUGACCAAAGGCAAAGGAAUGUCAGCUCUGGUGACCGUGAUGAUGACAGAAGACCGUCCAUGGGAAGAUUUGGUGACCGUGAUGAUGACAGAAGACCGUCCAUGAGAAGAUUUGGUGACCGUGAUGACGACAGAAGACCAUCUAUGAGCAGGUUUGGUGACCGUGAUGACAGAAGACCGUCCAUGAGAAGAUUUGGUGACAAUGAUGACCAAAGGCAAAGGAAUGUCAGCUCUGGUGACCGUGAUGAUGACAGAAGACCAUCCAUGAGAAGAUUUGGUGAUCAUGAUGAUGACAGAAGACCAUCUAUGAGCAGGUUUGGUGACCGUGAUGACAGAAGACCGUCCAUGAGAAGAUUUGGUGACAAUGAUGACCAAAGGCAAAGGAAUGUCAGCUCUGGUGACCGUGAUGAUGACAGAAGACCAUUCUACAGCAGAUUUGGUGACCGUGAUGAUGACAGAAGACCAUCCAUGAGCAGAUUUGGUGACCGUGAUGAUGACAGACGACCAUCCAUGAGAAGAUUUGGUGAUCGUGAUGAUGACAGAAGACCAUUCUACAGCAGAUUUGGUGACCGUGAUGAUGACAGAAGACCAUCCAUGAGAAGAUUUGGUGACCGUGAUGAUGACAGAAGACCAUCCAUGAGCAGAUUUGGUGACCGUGAUGAUGACAGAAGACCAUCCAUGAGCAGAUUUGGUGACCGUGAUGAUGACAGAAGACCAUUCUACAGCAGAUUUGGUGACCGUGAUGAUGACAGAAGACCAUUCUACAGCAGAUUUGGUGACCGUGAUGAUGACAGAAGACCAUCCAUGAGCAGAUUUGGUGACCGUGAUGAUGACAGAAGACCAUCCAUGAGCAGAUUUGGUGACCGUGAUGAUGACAGAAGACCAUCCAUGAGAAGAUUUGGUGAUCGUGAUGAUGACAGAAGACCAUUCUACAGCAGAUUUGGUGACCGUGAUGAUGACAGACGACCAUCCAUGAGAAGAUUUGGUGACCGUGAUGAUGACAGAAGACCAUUCUACAGCAGAUUUGGUGACCGUGAUGAUGACAGACGACCAUCCAUGAGAAGAUUUGGUGACCGUGAUGAUGACAGAAGACCAUCCAUGAGCAGAUUUGGUGACCGUGAUGAUGACAGAAGACCAUCCAUGAGCAGAUUUGGUGACCGUGAUGAUGACAGAAGACCAUCCAUGAGAAGAUUUGGUGAUCGUGAUGAUGACAGAAGACCAUUCUACAGCAGAUUUGGUGACCGUGAUGAUGACAGACGACCAUCCAUGAGCAGAUUUGGUGACCGUGAUGAUGACAGAAGACCAUCCAUGAGCAGAUUUGGUGACCGUGAUGAUGACAGAAGACCAUCCAUGAGCAGAUUUGGUGACCGUGAUGAUGACAGAAGACCAUCCAUGAGCAGAUUUGGUGACCGUGAUGAUGACAGAAGACCAUUCAUGAGCAGAUUUGGUGACCGUGAUGAUGACAGAAGACCAUCCAUGAGCAGAUUUGGUGACCGUGAUGAUGACAGAAGACCAUCCAUGAGAAGAUUUGGUGAUCGUGAUGAUGACAGACGACCAUCCAUGAGAAGAUUUGGUGACCGUGAUGAUGACAGAAGACCAUCCAUGAGAAGAUUUGGUGACCGUGAUGAUGACAGAAGACCAUCCAUGAGCAGAUUUGGUGACCGUGAUGAUGACAGAAGACCAUCCAUGAGAAGAUUUGGUGAUCGUGAUGAUGACAGACGACCAUCCAUGAGCAGAUUUGGUGACCGUGAUGAUGACAGAAGACCAUCCAUGAGAAGAUUUGGUGACCGUGAUGAUGACAGAAGACCAUCCAUGAGCAGAUUUGGUGACCGUGAUGAUGACAGAAGACCAUCCAUGAGAAGAUUUGGUGAUCGUGAUGAUGACAGAAGACCAUUCUACAGCAGAUUUGGUGACCGUGACCGUGAUGAUGACAGAAGACCGUCCUACAAUAGAGUCAACAUUAUCUAUGAUCAAUGGAGGAAACCAAUGCGCGCCACGAGUAAUGAUCGUGAUUUCAGGCGGUCAUUCCAAGACAAGCGUGAUUUUUACCGUGGCUAGCCAGUCUUCAAGUCAAUGCCAUCAUGGAGAAGGUGCAUCUCCUGGAAUAACUAUACCAUUUGCUGUGACUGAAUGGAAGUCUUGUCAGUUAGUUACAUUAUGGUAGUUGUUCUUGUCUUUUAUUUUACGGUAGUAAGCAUACAGUCUGCUUUGCUUUUUGUUGUAACUGGAAGAGGGUCAAGUACAAAUGCUACUAACGCUUGCACACAGUCAAUUGAUGUAAUAAAUGUUACUACAAGAA
This is a messenger RNA of Corticium candelabrum, 4450 nucleotides long. RefSeq names its product eukaryotic translation initiation factor 3 subunit A-like. The record is from RefSeq and is a predicted model, not a curated record. Lineage: Eukaryota; Metazoa; Porifera; Homoscleromorpha; Homosclerophorida; Plakinidae. The coding region runs from base 16 to 4209 and encodes 1397 amino acids. The transcript is spliced from 2 exons.